Molecule: messenger RNA, 1739 nt
Organism: Prunus mume (Japanese apricot)
Lineage: Eukaryota; Viridiplantae; Streptophyta; Magnoliopsida; Rosales; Rosaceae
Source: RefSeq, a predicted model, not a curated record
UUUCUCAAAAUCGAACACCAACCAAUCAAACUUUUGGCUAAGAUUUUCGUACGCCAAAACCCAAAGCAAUGCACCAAACUAACAAAAACACCACAACCUUAGCCGUCAGCCCCACAAAAUGGACAGCACACACCAAAUUUUCAGGCCAUUAAUUCCUGCCGCCUGUGCCAGUUUCCGGCGGCUGAGCACCUCUAAGCUACUGCCCUGCCCACGUCCCAAAGCUUUGAAACACAGACACUUGUCUCUUCAAACAACCCAAAACUCCAAGUGGGCUGUCAGGCUAAGCUUACUGGACCAAAGCCCGCCAAAAUCUAAACCAACGGUUGACGUGGAUCGGUUAGUGGAUUUUUUGUACGAGGAUCUUGUCCAUCUCUUUGAUGAUCAGGGAAUUGAUCGGACAGCUUAUGAUGAGCGUGUGAAGUUCAGGGACCCAAUUACGAAGCAUGACACGAUAACUGGGUACUUGUUGAACAUCUCCUUCUUGAAGAUUGUGUUCACGCCUAAGUUCCAAUUGCAUUGGGUCAAACAGACAGGACCAUAUGAAAUCACCACAAGGUGGACUAUGGUUAUGAAGUUCAUCCCUCUGCCUUGGAAACCAGAAUUGGUCUUCACAGGAACCUCAGUUAUGGGCAUCAACCCGGAGUCCGGGAAGUUCUGCAGCCAUGUGGACUUCUGGGAUUCGAUAAAGACGAAUGACUACUUUUCAGUAGAAGGUUUGUUGGAUGUUUUCACGCAGCUGCGGUAUUACAAAACUCCAGACUUGGAAACACCCAAAUAUGAGAUAUUAAAACGAACGGCGAAUUACGAGGUGAGAAAGUACUCCCCUUUUAUAGUGGUAGAGGGAUCUGUGGACAAGCUGUCUGGGUCGGCCGGUUUCAAUGAUGUUACUGGGUACAUCUUUGGGAAGAACUCCAAAAUGGAGAAGAUACCAAUGACUACCCCUGUCUUCACCGAGGCAUCUGAUGCUGAAUUUUCCCAAGUAUCCAUCAAAAUAUGUCUUCCACUGGAGAAGGAUAUAAGCAGUUUACCAGAUCCCAAUCAAGAAACAAUUAGGUUAAAAAAGGUGGAAGGAGGCGCUGCUGCAGUUCUGAAGUUCAGUGGAAAGCCUACUGAAGAGAUAGUUCGCGAGAAGGAGAAAGUGUUGCGCUCUAAUCUUAUUAGAGAUGGUCUCAAACCUAAGAAUGGUUGCUUGCUUGCUCGUUACAAUGAUCCAGGCCGAACUAAGAGCUUUGUAAUGAGGAAUGAAGUACUGAUAUGGCUGGAGGAGUUUACAUUGGACUAGCAUGUUGAACAUGGCCGUUCUUCUUCGUUCUAACUCUUCCUGUUGAUCAUUUUUCUCCACAACUUACGGUGAUUAUUAUUGAAGUUGAAUCAGUCAAUGCAAUGCAAUGCAACGCCCUGCUCAUGGAUGGAAUGGAAGAACAGCUUGGCACGUGGACCCCUGACAGACAGACAACAUACGUUCGAGAAAGAGACAGACAAAGAGACAAAGAGACAGGACAGAAAAGUUAUAUCCAUGUGAACAACUCAUCAACCUCAUGGAAAUGGUCCCUCAAAAUCAUAAUCAAUUAUGAACCGUCCCGUCCCAUAUGCAUAAAUUACAUAAUGUAGCUAACAUAUACUCGAACCAAGUUUAAUAUACUUUACUCACUCAGGCUUUGUACAUUACGCCUCAUGACUGCAGUCUGCCGGUGCAAUGUGCCUCUCAAUUUUAAUGUAUUUUACCAAUACUUAGUUUA